GGAGCCGCGCAUCGCCGGUCUCCUGAGGGAGAGAGAGAGGGAAGGAAGGAAGGAAGGGAGAAACAUCCCUUCUCCCCUCGGCACGUUGGCCGACAGCGCGGUCGGGAUGCGGAGACCGAUCGGUGCCGCCGGGGAGCAGCCGCGUGAUGCUCGGGCCAGAACACCCACCUCGGUGCGGCCCCGGGGUUACGGCCGGGUUGGGCAGAGCCUGGACCCUUCGGGCGCCCCGGCAGAGGUGGCUCGGGGGUGUUUUGGCAGCCGUCGCGGGUGCGGGGCGCUCUGAUGCCCGGGCUGCUGCGGGAGCACCGCUGACUGCAGCCUGCGGCUGCUGCUGGGCGAGAACGCCAAGGGUCUCUUCAGCUGAGAGGGGUGUAGAGUUAGCGAGUGAUGUGUUUGACGUUAUCAGAGUGUACUCCCAUAUCUAUACGCGUGCACUUGUCUUCUUUUUUUUUUUUUUUUUUAUUAACUCUGGCUUAAUAUUUUUCUGUUUCUCUGUUUUUUCUGUAUGUUUAUGUGUUCUGUAAUCUUCGAUCAACAUCGUUGUGAAGAACAGGUCACGGGUGUCAGGGAAGGUAACAAAACAAAGUAGCUGAGCUGAGGUGUGGAGUCCAGAAAGACUAAUAGCCUCUUUUCCUCCUUCCUUGAAUUGCUUUAGGGCGGAGACCUAUUCAGGUAUCUCUUGAAAUACGAGCACUGGUUAAGCAUGGAAAACUUGUGGAAGAAAAUCUGCCAAGCUGUGCAGGCGUAGCACAUGUUCUAAAGCUGGUACUUGUGAACCACUGCCUUUUACAAGAGUGGGAGUACCUUCUAAGACUUCUAGAGCUACAUCUACUUGCAGCUUCAGUUUCUAUCUAGGGAGGAAAAAAGUAAUCCCCAGGCUCUAGGCUUGGUCUCUAAUAAUUACUGCAUCAGAUCUCCUAUUUGUCAGCCAAGGAUAUGCUGGCUUUCCUACCAGCCUCAUGCCUCCAUCAUAAGCUGGAGUCUGGCAGCUGGACUGUGUGAAGGUGUGUGCUGGACAAGCAGAGCCUUGUUCCAGGGGGCAAAGCUGCCUUUCUCUUUUGGCUAUAGAAGUUUUUCUCUUUUCAUUCUUUUUGCCUGUCAGGAAUGACCCAAAAGGCAAGAUAGAAACUUGAGCUGUUCAGUAAUCUCACCUAUGGUAGUAGUUUUACCAGAAGGCUACGCUAAUUGAGUCUAUAGGUGGUACUUAAAGAAAAUAAAGUGCUUUCACUGAGUUUUGUAAAGUGUUGUAGGUUGUGGUUUUGUGUGUUUGUUUGUUUGGGUUUUUGUGGAGUUUUUUGGUUUUUUUUUGAGUAAAAGCAGUAGAAAGUAUAUUUCUUGUAUUGGAAUUAAAGAAGUCUGUCUUUGCUGAUAAAUUAAAUUGACUUCAGUUUCAAAGCAGAACAUUGCAAAACAAUAACUUGUGAUGACAUUAGUUCUUAAAAAUAUAUUUGGUAGUCCUGGGCUAUGUGCUAAUCAUGUUGCAAUAUGGGUUCUAUCUGAACCUGCACUUUUCCUUUAACUAACUUUCUAUUCCUCACAUGAAAAUGUGAGAUUAUUGACAUUAAAAGGUCACUUCCCCUCUAUUUAGGAAGGGUUCAGUAGUUAAAACUAAGUGUAUGUAGACUCUCUAUGUGUAGAGUGUUGCCAGGCUUUACCUGUUAGUGUUUAAUUGGUGGCAUAAAUAAAAUUAACUUUUGAAAAGGUGUAUUUAUUUUUAUGAAAAAAAACCACAUUAAAAUUAUAGGAUUUAGUAAACUUGUAGCCGAUAAAAUUGUUAACUGUGGGCUUAUUAGAUUUUCUUUAAUUUCCACAAAUAUAGACUCUGGUUUUAUUUUAGUAUCUUAGUGUAUUUUUAUUCUGCUUUUCACAUGGAGCCAAGGAAAGCCAGCCUGACUUUCUCAUGAUGUUGACACCUGCACAUUGUUCAGUGUUCACUUUAGACCAAAUUGUGGCAAAUUUUCGUGCUUCAAAAACCUCACAAAAUGACUCCUAGUUUUGCUCAAAGCCAUAGAUACAGCUAGCUAAGAUAUGAUGGCUGAAGGGAGGGGACGAGUAAUUACUUGGUAGCCAGCUAUCAACCAUUAAAAAACAACAAACCCCUCGCUCCAACUAUAAAAAUAAAAGGCCUUUUCAGACCACUUACCUUGCAUCAUCUGAGAGUUCGAAGUGAUUUAGUCCAUUCAAAUGCAUUAAAAAAAAAAAAGAGAGGGGAUCAAGUUCUGGCAUGGAAAAGUUAAUAAUUAAUAUAUUUCAAAAUGCGAUCAAUUAUUAAUAAGAAAAUCCCCAUCAUCGAUACUCAUGUCAAUACCGAAAUGAAUGGAAACUCAUGUCUUCGAAGCAUUUUUAUCGAGAGAAAUUGUCUUGCAAAAUUUAGGAUUUAAAGUUUGUUCUCGAGUUUUACAGAGGGUCAAACGCUUUUUAUUAAGAUAUGCUGUGAGUCCAGCGCAUCAUGCCAGGAGCAUGGCACCAUCUCUUCAAUUUGAAGAAAUUAGUUUUGACACUUUGGCAAAUGGUGUGAGAGGAAACCACUGCUGCUUCCUGCUGGGGCUUCCAGGUCAUGUUAGGGGGCAGUCAGAGCAAGAGACUGUUAUACACAGCUGAGAAAGCUGCCAGGGAAGAAGAAAAAAAACUGAAUUAAACCAGACAAAAAUAGAGAAGGUCAUGAAGCCUGCUUGCUUUGUCAGAUGCCUUUGGUACUAUAGAAGUAAAUGCUGUAGGACUGCUGAGACAUUAACUUGACAGCAAUGAUUGCUUGGGUAGUAACCGCAAAGCAAAACAGUUUUGGAAGAUCUGGACCUGCGUCUCUUCCCAUAUACAGAAACUCAAGGAAAUAAUUCCUGAGGUACUUUAAACUGGAGAAACUUCAUUAUUAGAAAAGAUGAGGAUCAGCUUAGUGGAGUUAUUCCACUGCAAGAGGGCAGCCAGGUCUUUCUUGUUUUCAGUAAAGCAGAUCAAUCAUUAGCAAAUUUGAAUGGCAGCAGAUUUAACUCUCUUGCUGGAACGUGGUCAGUAUAAUUAGACAGAAUGUGUCACAAUCAUUUGAUUAGUUCACUAAAUAUCACAAUCAGACAAUUGACCAGUAUAAAAGAAAUAAAAUAUAACAGAAGUGAUGGAGCUUUAAAGUUGUUGUUUUUUUUUUUUCUUGCCUGGCAACUGAACUGGGCAGCAUAGCAGGGUGAGCUCCUAUUUACUAUGCUAAGUCACCCAUCUGGGGAAAACAACCAGUGUUACUCUUAGGUGGUGUCUGACACGUGAGUGUCCUGCCAGAAGUCAUCGUGUGGAGUGAUGUGAGCAGGGUAUGUGCAGAGUCCCAAAGGAAUCCUUUCUUCCCUUGCUCAGUUACUUUGAAUAGGAACAAGUGAAUCAGUUGUGCGGACAGUUAAACUCUCAUCAGUCUUCAGAGUAAACAAAUUAAAUGUACAGACAGCACAGGGUUGAGCUCCUGUCACUGUAUAUUGUGUGUAUGCAGAGACUGGGGUGGUACAAAUCUGCAUAGCUCCACUGGCAGGAUAAACAGCAAGCUGAAAGAUAACACAGUGAUACUUGCUCCUGUUUGUCUAGGAGCAUCUGGAAUAGUUCAUUUUAUAUUAGAUGAAAAAUUACUACUGAAAGAGCGUGGUUUGUUUGGCUUUUUCCUUAGCUGUGGGUUGGACUUAAGAGGAGUUGUAAAUGCAAACAUGAUCUUACCCAAAAUGCAUUCUUAACUCCAUCCUCAGUUACAGCAAAACAUGAUGGAAUAUACCUGAAAAAAAUCCACAAUAACUAUUAAUUAUAAUAAUUCUUAUUAUAAGAAAGGUUUUUUUUUUUUUUAAAGUGAGAACAAUCAAUCAGUUGGACAACUUCCCCAGGGAUGUAGUGGAGUCCCCAUCACUGAAGGUUUGCAAGAUGGUACUGGCCAGGGUGCUAAAUAGUCUGAUCAAGGCUCCAAAGCUAAAAUGGAAUUCAGUGGAGGACAAAGGAUUUGACUGAAACCCUGUCUUAAUAAGAAUAGAACCUCCUAUUAGGUAGAGCCUGACCAGGUGAGCUGCUUGAAGAUCCUUGCAAAUUAUUUCAGUCUCCAUCACUGGUGGUUUGACUGGCCUCACUUCUUACAUGGCUGUCCUGAGGUUAGACUGGAUCUUCUGUGUAUCCAAACCCCUGCUUACCAGUAGAUCAGAACAACACUGGUAGGGAGUAGGAAAAGAACAAGGUGCCAAUCUAAAAAAAUUGACAUUUUCCCUGUGCAACUAGCAAAUAUUUUUUUAGAAACUUGGAUGUUUAAUUCUAAACUUACUGUUUUGUCUUUUAUAUUCACAGGCAUAUUUUGAAAACGAUAAUUCUGGGCCAGAUGCUCUCUUUGUUUAUCUGUGGGACUGCUGUUACAAGCCAGUAUCUAGCAGAAAAAUACCAAGUGAAUACUCCAAUGUUUCAAAGUUUCAUCAACUAUACUUUGCUGCUUCUAGUUUAUACAACAAUGCUGGCAUUUAGGACUGGCGGUGAUAGUCUUUGGCAAAUUUUGAAGCAGAGGUGGUGGAAGUAUAUUCUUUUGGGAGUGGCUGACGUUGAAGCCAAUUACAUGAUUGUAAAAGCCUACCAAUAUACAACUCUCACAAGUGUGCAGCUGCUGGACUGUUUCGGGAUUCCUGUGCUGAUGGCUUUGUCAUGGUUCAUUCUCCGAGCAAGAUACAGGCUGAUACAUUUUCUUGGUGUUGCCGUCUGUUUGCUUGGUGUAGGAACAAUGGUGGGUGCAGACAUUUUGGCAGGGAGGCAGGACAGUGAAGGAAGUGACGUGGUGAUUGGAGAUGUCUUAGUGCUUCUUGGUGCUUCUUUGUAUGCCAUUUCUAAUGUGAGUGAGGAAUACAUUGUGAAAAAUCUGAGCAGAGUGGAGUUUCUAGGAAUGGUGGGCUUGUUUGGGACUAUUGUCAGCGGUCUACAGCUAGCCAUUGUGGAACAUAGGGAGAUAACGAGAAUUCAGUGGAACUGGAAAGUUGCACUGUUGUUCACAGUCUUUGCCCUGUGCAUGUUUGGGCUGUAUAGCUUCAUGCCAGUUGUCAUUAAAGUUACCAGCGCAACCUCAGUCAACCUGGGUAUUCUGACUGCAGAUCUCUACAGUCUGUUCUUUGGGCUUUUCCUUUUCUAUUAUAAGUUUUCAGGUCUUUAUAUCCUGUCCUUCGUUAUCAUCAUGGUGGGCUUCAUCUUGUAUUGCUCCACUCCAACUCUGACAGCAGAACCCACUGCCUUACCACAGCCUAACAGCACUGGCUUGGACAAUGCUGCACUAAAGCUUGAAGAGGGUGAAAGUGAAACUCCAGCCAUAACUGUGCAGUUCACAAGAGGAGAAACUGUGGCAGUCAGGACUGAUUAAAGAAUAGCAACAUUUCAAUCCGAGCUUCUUUUUAAAUCGCCAAAUUUCCCUCAAAUAUUAAUCCAGAGGGUUGUCCUAAUGCCAAAGCAUGUGUCAUGCUGCGCUAGUUUUAAUGCACUGGAUAGACUUUUAAGGCCAGAUCCUCAAUCAGUGAAAUUAUUGAUUUGCCCUUGCACAAAAUCUGGCCCUUAGAAGAAGACAGAUUAGUAUUUAUGUGGAGUCUCUGGAAAGUUAGAGACUCUUAUUUUUAAAUGCUUAAUUAACUUAACAAUAAAUGCUUGGGGAAAAAACUAAGCCAAAGCAAGCUCUCAGGUCACUAAGUGGAGCAAAUAUGUUUUAUAUUGCAUUAGGGACCUAAAUCUGCAUGAUGCUUUCAGAGGGCUUCAUGGUUUCCUCCUCUUGGUGCUGAAUACCCUCAAAUAGCAUCUUGCAAAAGCCGUUCAGCUUCUCACAGGACCUAGUUCUGCAAGCCCUAUUACAUACAUACACCUUCCACAUGCUGGUGAACUUAAUUCCUCUACGGGAGGAUUUGCUUCCGAUGUUCUGCUCAAAUGUUCAUCUCUUCAUAUUGCUGCACUCCCUCUCACAGCUGAGGUGGCUAUGUGUAUUUUAUUUUGAAUUUUGCUAGUAAGAGAAGUUUGAAUAUGUUUUUAUAGUGCCUUCUAUUUCUCUCUCAGUGGCCUUUUGUUUACUGCAUUCCCACUAGGUGGGGGAAGCAAAAGCAGACCCUUGCUCUGUUCAGUAAGAACUGAAUGUGGGUUUCUUUUUGAGAUGAGACAGCAAAAAAUUUUGAACUGACGUUCACUUCCAGUGAAUUUCUCCAUGAAACAAGACACAUUUCUACUGGAAGAGUUGAAUAGAAUUGACAUUUCUUGAAAAAAAUCAAAUCAUCUUAGCCAACUCUCAUUGCAACAAUAAUGACAUAAUAUCCAAAAGGUUAAGUGCUUUCAGUAGAUAUGCUGGCAGUUUUCCCCCUCCUCUUCAUAUUUACAAUAAAUGAUUAAAAAAUACAAGACUGCAGUUUUAACAUCAGUAAAACCAUACUGGGGUUUUAUUUUACUUUAUAUUUUGUAUAAGCCUUUGGAGUUCUGGUGUAUGAAGUAAAAAAAGAAUAAAGUAUUCAGCAGCUGAA
Molecule: messenger RNA, 6476 nt
Organism: Pipra filicauda (Wire-tailed manakin)
Lineage: Eukaryota; Metazoa; Chordata; Aves; Passeriformes; Pipridae
Gene: SLC35F2
Product: solute carrier family 35 member F2
Exons: 8
Coding region: 4328-5344 (338 amino acids)
Biological process (GO): transmembrane transport
Cellular component (GO): membrane
Molecular function (GO): transmembrane transporter activity
Source: RefSeq, a predicted model, not a curated record